AAGUGGCGGCUGUUUUGUCAAUUGUGCUUCACAUUGAUUGACUAUGAUUGGCGUAAGCAAUAUUACUAAUAGGACGGACCCAAACAGUCUCAAGUCGCGUGUUUUCGUUGGAAAUCUUAAUACAGUGCACAUGACAAAAACAGAACUUGAAUCUAUUUUCUCGAAAUAUGGAGCAGUCGUGGGAAUAUCAGUACACAAAGGAUAUGCGUUCAUUCAAUACGCAAAUGAGACUAAUGCACGAGCCGCAGUUAUUGGUGAAGAUUCAAAAACUUAUUACAAUAUGGUUUUAGAUGUAACCAUAGCAUCCGAACCGAAAAACCGCAAGCGAGGGAGAUCGAAUAUUGGUUCGUCGCUUCCAUCCUGGUAAUUUGCUUUCCGUAUAUAAUAAUCGAGUAAUUCCUCUUUCUAGGAACCCCUUGACAAGGUAUGACUCAUUUUUGUUGUUUCGUGAGUCUCUAGUUUCCUUCGAAACUUUAUUUUCAGUUUUGCUUAGGAUAAACUGUUAUAGUUAUUUAUAAUCAAACCUAGUAGGGUAUUUCUAUUGGCUUCAGAUUAUCGAGUAUAUUUAAAUAUAAUAUCACUAAAUAAUCGUCUAUGCAACUCGUCGUCGACACAUGGCUUUAGAUAUUGUGGUACCCACUUGUCGGCUUGUUAAUUAUGAUCGUUUGUUGACAAAGUUAGAAGCAAUAUCGGACGCUGCUACUGAUGUAGAGUAAUAAAUACGAAGUUUCAUUCAGAACCACACCCAGAACUUUACACAACUCGACAAGUUUCGAAAAUCAACCACCAGGAAAUAUUUGUUUGUACUAAACCAUCACCCCCUUGACAUGGAGGCAGGCUGUAUAAAAUAGGAUGUAAACAGAUGUAUAAAUUGAGUCCUCUACGUCAUCAGCUCUUGAUAAUUCCUAAGUCGGAGUGCAAGGACUUUUUGAGUGAGUUCUGCAAGAUACUGUUUCGCACUUCAAGUAGUAUCGAUCUCAGUCUUUUACUGACUAUUUACCAAUAAAAACGAGCUCGGGGGAUCUUGUAAGUCUGUUUCUAAACAUUACCGUACUUUUAAUCGACUUCAGUUGUUCAUAUGAUGAGUUGGAGGGCAAACUGUUAGUCUAUUUUGUGAUUAUUUUCAGGGUAUGUCCAUAUUACCCUUCUAGGAAUAAUAGUAAUAAAGACUUGGUUGCAUGAAUGAACACUUUUCUACGCUUCACUGAGGUGGCCAUUUAUUAACUAUUGUUCAUUAAAAACAUUUAUGCCAUAGAAAAGGUGUUGAAACUUUCCAAGAUUAUUCCUAGAGUUUCCCACAAUAUAUUCAAACUUCGUUUCGAUUACAUUUUCAGCACUAACCUUUCAGAACUUGCCUUACAAGCUCAAGCCCUUAGCAGUAUAACUGGAAAUUCGGUUCUAUCACUACAGCAGUUUGGUUUAGAAGGUAUUAUGGGUCAGCCUAACCUCGUUAAUUUUGCUGCUGCGGCAAAUUCAGUGUUCCAUACCCCUUCAUUGUCUGCUUUAAACGUUUCUAGUGCCCAAACAGCAGUUACAGCGGGUAACAUACGUAAUAAAUAUACCAGAUUAUCGAACACCACAACAACCACGUCUUCAACAAAUCCUAACUCUCUUGCUGCCAAACGUACUCGUUUGGAUGGAAUGUUAGGUAAUACUGGUAAUCAUAAUUUUAACUCGAACUCGUCUUUGCCUGCUGGGGCUAGAGGACAGAAUUUAGUGUCACUUGUUUCUGCAACGGAUAGCCUCAUACCUCCAGCAAAUCGUCGCCAGUCAUCAAACUCUGGUCCUGUUCGUUCUGUGCCCGAUCAAUCAACCAGCAACUCUUUAGUGCGUAAUCGAAUUGUGACGUCUGCUUCCUCUCGCACAACAAACUCAUCCACAACCAGUUCAAAUCAAAAUUCACAACCGGUGGAAAAAAAUUCCGACGUACAUCUAAAUCGCCCACAAAAUCUAGGCCAUUCCUUCGAAUCUGACCAUCCUACUGUUCAACAGCCCAAUCGUACAGCCUCGUCAACAAAAAGUAAUAGUCCUCAUUCAAGUGUCCAUUCACAUUCAGAGGAUAUUCUGAUAUGUGGACGUUGUCGUCGUUUAUUCGAACAAGUUGAUGAACUUAUUUCACAUAAAAUGGCUGGUUGCAGUUUGGAUAAAGAUAGCGGAGCUAGCUGUCGUUGUCGAGCCGUUGGUGAACCAGAGAAUUUAGAAUGUGCAUAUUGUGGUGCCAACUUUUCAACUGCUUGGGGACUGAUGCAUCACUGUCAUAGUGAUCAUUUUUUGACUAUAUACGCCCUUCCAUCACCUCCUCCAUCUCCUUCUGCGUCAUCCAAUUCUCCGUCUUCUGAACUUUCUUCAAUAGUUUCUCGCCGAUCUAACAAUGAAGGGGAGAAUUUGUCUGAAAAAUCUAUGAGAUCAAAUUCUCAUUCAGAUAGAUCAAAUCAUACAGGUAAGCACGCUACAUCACUUGUGAGGCAAAACAUAAAACCUGAGCAUCCUACAUUCGAUAACCACCAUUCUUCCAGUUCACAUAGUAUUGAAGAAAAUCGUGAAAAUAGCGACUGGGAUGCAGAGGAGGAGGAUGACAAUAACGACCGCAGCGGAGGUGAUACUCCAACACUGGAAUCAGUGCAUAAUGGAAAAUUUAGCUCACCGGACAUCCCGAGAGAUCACUCAUGUGAUCAGUCAGAUACAAGAUCUACAUCUGGUGCUUCAGAUUCAGAAAUAUCAAAUGAAAUUCGUAGCAAGCGGCUACUGAAAUCACGAUCUCCACCCUGUCCUCGAAGAAGUCGUGGUAGUGAAUAUGGCCGUCAUGAGACUGUAGAUGACGAUGACUAUGCUGAUGACGAUUCAGAGCCUGGUAAUAUAAAAACUGAAUAAUUACUCAGGUAUGUUGUGUCAUACUUUUCACUAAUAGUUCAAUCGUUGUAUUUUCGUUCACAUUGUUAAUGAAUACAUUUCCAGUUCCUUAAAAAUAACUAUGUAAAUCAACUUAAGUGACUAAAGCUGGAAAAGAGCCGGUACACAGAAAAAGCAUUCUUUCUGACUUAUUUCAUAGUUUUUGUACACUUAAACAAAUAGGCAAAACAGUAAGUUUUAGAAAUAUCCAUUUAAAAUCAAAAUUUUAUUACAUAGUUGAGAUCCACUCAUAUUUUAUGGGAUAGACGAUAAUUUCCUACUCUAAACUCUCUCAGACCAAUGAUUGACAAUAUCAGGUUUAUGCUAGCUUAAUUUCCUCAGCUACCUAUUCUCUUGAAAUACAAUUUAUUGUGUAAUAAAAUUGAAAACAACAAAAUUAACUAUACUCACUUUUUAUAAAGAUUAAGUUAAUAAUACUACCGUUCAGCAAUUUAAUAGUUCAAGGUAAAUACCAAAAUAAUUUUUGGUGUGAUCACAACCAAACUGCUGUUGAUAACGUUGUAGCUGACUGACUGACUGACUGCUGUUGAUAACAAGACUUAAAAAAUCUAACCAAUUACUUAUUAUCUUAAGUUGUCUACAUAUACGUUCCCAAAGUUGGUGGUUAAUAUGAACAUUUCUAUUUGGCUUGACUGCUAAUUUCAACCAUUGUUUAAAGUCAACAUUGAAUAAUUAUGAAAAAAGCCUAUUAUAGUUUAUCGGUAGUUUUAUUAUCGAAAUGUACAUCAUGAUGCAUAAGUUAGUUUAGUCAUAUUUUUAUCGGUUAUAGUGAUGAUUUUUAAAUAUUAAUGUUAACAAUAACGUGGCCAACCCUGACAGGGCAAAAACAGAGCGGGUUGUUUCACAUCCGUACCAAAAUUUUGUCAGCCACUGGCCGAACACAUCUGCUGAGACUUAGAGUAUAAGUUAAGUGAGCAACACACCUGACUACUACACACUUAUAGGCAUUAACACAACCUUACCUUGAGGUAGUAUUUUGCUUGUUUUGGUAAAGAAAAUACACCUGAACGUUCUUUGAUCAUUUAUGAAAGGCUAUGCAUUUUUUAUCCCUUUCACCGAACAGCACUACGUCAUCUGCAUACUAUAAAUUGGUAAGUCUCUACAUAGGAAAAGUCAUAUCUGUGAUAAAAACAAAAGUGAUCAAAGUGAAUUGCUCAGACGAAAAUCUGUCGACUUAGUUCAUCUAAAUAACAGUUUGCUAUAAAUUCUGACUCCAACGAUAUUAUCCGAGUAAUGAACCUUCAAGAGGUCGAUAUUUAUUUGUUCAUCUGAACACAUAAACAUUGGUACAACGGGGCACCAAAUACAUAUGCGCAACACAAUAACAAUGAGGUUAUGAAGAGAUAGAAAAUGUAAAGUACGUAUAAUAAGAAGAACAAUGAACAUAAAUCAGUGUAUGAGAGUGAAAUAAUAAUAAUAAUAAAAACAGUUCAGUUAGCAAAAGUACAACCAGAAAGAAUUCUUUCAGUUAAAGAAGCUACGUUUGCUAUAUUGAUGAAAGUAAAAGAAAGUUACAGCAGCAUCACCACUGGUCUCUAUUUUGAACCAUGUCUGGCAACGUCUCUACCCAGUGUUGCACCAUCUCUAGGACCCAACCAGGGAUUCGUGAAGGACCAACAGAAGCCAGUUCUGUGUGGUUUUCUUUCAUACCACGACACCAUGUCAUACACUAAACACCUCGCUUUUUCCAACCAGUCCCGAAAUCGUCAGGUAAUGCACGACGAGGAAUUCUCUGGGACGGCAUUCGUAGAAAAUUUCCAAGCCACCGAAACCAAUGUUUCAAGAUAAUGACGCUAAUUGAAUUACCGUCUCUGUACCCAAACCUCUACAUUACUGACAUGGUGUUGCCACUGGAUGUCAGUAAUCCUUCAGAGACAACGACGAUAAAACACAGAUAGUCGUCUAACAUCCUCAACUCGGAAGGGCCAGGUUUCACAAGCAUAGAGCAAAACUGCUCUCAUCGACGCGUUGUAGAUCCGACCUUUUACAGCCAGACUGACAUCACGAAGGCGCCAAAGUUGGUGCAGAUUGGCAUAAGCCGCUCUGGCUCUCACUAUACGUGCACUGAUCUCAUCACUCACUCCACCACCAGCACUUAUGCAGCUACCUAGAUACACGAACGUCUCGACUACUUCUAUCUUCUCACUAUCCAGGAUGAGUACAGGAUUACAGUCCUGCCAGUCUUGUAGAAGUACUUUGCACUUCGAAGGUGCAAAGCACACACCAUACCUACGGACACUGACUGCCAACUGAUUGGGUGCGGAUCGCAUGUCUUGGGUAUCAUCACAUAAACAAUAGCAUCCUCAUAUUCAAGGUCGAGAAGUCCUUCUUCCAGCAACAGAUCCAUACCAUCAUCACCUACAUCCAUUGGAUCUGUCUCCAAAACGUCAUCGAUGACAAAGUUGGAGAGGAAUGAUGAGAUUGGGCAACUCUGUCUAACCUUACCGCUUGAAUGGGACAGUGGGGGGUGGUUGUAUGCCCACACUCCCUGAGGUGUUCGUAUAUAGGGCUUUUAAUAUGCUAGUAAACUUCUCAGGCACACUCUUGUCCUGUCCAACGAAUGUCAAGAAACACUACGGUUGUUGGCCUGUGAUAAGUAUGACGGUUUUCUAACAUUUGGAGGAGGGUGAAGAUAUGAUCAAUACAUCUUCGACCAACCUGUCCGUGAGUCAAGCUUUCUCAGAUUCUGUUAUAAUUUCUCUUAUCAAAGCCCAUUUUUUCCUAUUGCUCAGUAUUAUUGGACACCAAUUCACUCGACAAGUUUCCAAAUCAGAACACUGUUGAACAUGGACGAAAUUAUAUUCCAAAUAACAAGGGUAGAUGGAAGUAGGAAUUACAAUAAGAAAAACACUAGUAUAUUUAUAGUUUUUACACAAGAAGAUUCUCGAGUCUUUUCCAAGUAUCCACUGGCGCUGACUGGAUAAGGAAUAGCAAGUCAGUGCGCCCCAACAUAAUGCUGCACAGAACAUGCUUUUAUCCAAUCUUUAUUCCGCUAACAGGUUUUGAACAAUCUACGAAGUAUGACGGAAGCCAAUAUUUUGGACGUAAUUGGAAGUAGACUUACCUCCGAUAGUUGUUGCGGAAACGAUGCGAACCCUUUUUAAAGAUAGGAACAACUAUCGACUCAUUCCAUGAUGUUGGAACACUAAUUGCCAGACCUUUGUAAACAACUCAGCCAGUUCCUCAACCAGAAAAUCAUCACCAUCUUUAAAAAGGGCCAGAGGUAAGUCUUUUGGGCCUGGCGAUUUGUGUUGCUUCAAAAGUUGGAUUUCCUUGCGGACUUACACCUCGUUAGGUGGAUCAGCCGUCACAGGUCAUGGAGAGCAGGACCGUCUGGUCGAUGUUGCCGGGGCAAAGGACCAGUGAAUCUGCUACACGAAAAACUUUGCCCGUCGUCCAAGACGUCGAUAGACAUUAGUGAUUGGCAUACCGUCACCUUCACAGAUUGUUUCACUCACACCAGACUUCUUACUGCCAUUGGCUCGGAUGACUUGAAAGAGCUUCCGGCAGUUACCAAAUGCAGCUGCUGCUUCCGACUCAUUGGCACUCUCCGACCAUCAAGCUUCUCGGUCCUUCUGCAAGUUUUGCCUAGUUUCAUUACGUAACAGUCAUCGUCUGUGGUCGUGCAAUUGCAGCCGAUGCUCAUCUAUACUUUUCGGUGGGAUGGUAGCUAGCCUUGAACCUAGCUCGGUUUGAUAUUUAGUUGCAACAGAAGCUGCAACCAAUUUACUGAAUUAGAUCCGUUUAGGACGAUGAAUUUGUUGGUCACUAAAAGUAAGGUAAGAUUAGCGCAAACAAGGGCAUGAUCAGAGUCCAGAUAGGUACUACAAAAGCUGUGGCAGUCGUGUACAUAACCACGCCAGUGGUAGCUGAUCGCGAUGUGAUCAGUCUGAGUCCAGGCUUGAGAUGCAGAGGGAGGAAGCCAGGUGUCACACCGGUUAUGACUGUGCUGGUAGUUACUGCCAGUCAGAAACAGGUUGUGGUCCGCGCACAGUUGCAGUAGACUGACCCCGUUAUCUAACCUGCGAUCAACCAAUCCCCAUCGACCACCUAAACGACUCUCUUCUGUGCCUAGACGCCCGACUUGAGCAUUCGAAUCUCUGACUAGUACUACAAUAUCUGCCGAAUGCACUUUCUGGAGAAGAACAGUUAACUGGUAGUAAAACUCAUCCUUGAUUUCAUCCGGGCUGUAGUCUGUUGAAGCGUGACGGAGAUGACGAAAAGACAUCGUUUCUCACACCAAUUUUUUCAUGCUUCGAUGGUGCUUUCUAAUCUAACAACACAACCGACCGUUAAUGGGGAUCCAAUCGAUCAGUGUUGCCUUAGCUCUGGAGCUUAUUGCGACAUUGACGCCAGAAAAACCAGACGAAUAUGCUACAGAAUCCGCGGAUGAACGCACGCAAAGCAAACUUUCCGAAGCGACAUAUGAAGAUCGAAUUUGUAGUACCUCACUAGAGUCUUGAAUACCGGUCUCGGAGAGACAACAGACAUCAGUGUUGAAACUUUCUAAAGACCAACCCUAUCUGUUGUUGAUACAGCUUUGUGUUGUCUUUUGAUCACGAACGCUGCCAAUAAAUUGGUCUAAUCCUGUCAGCACUUCGAAGACUAGGGUUGUAGUCAAAUAUGCCUGGUUUCUUCAUAUUCACCGUGUAUAAACUUCAGCUAAACUUCGGAUAAUUAUGGAAGCUAAUAUUUUAGGAGCCAUAUUAUUCACAUUAACCUCUGGUUGGGUACCAUAAGACGUUUUUAUCGUUCCUUAUGAGAGAAAACGACUAGUCAUAACAUCCAGUUAAAUGGAAUUACGUUCGGUUUCGAAGCUUCGCUUAACACCUCAUUGAAAAUUCCUGGAGCACCAUCUUUGAAGACCUUAAAUUAACAUAUAGACUCCUGUCGCUCUGCUUCACCUCAAUCCAGCUAUCGAUUUCUCUAUUUCACUAACAAUCAGCAACUUAUCGUCAUCUUCCCUUUCCGAAUAAUGUUGGUGGGCAGAAUGUGUGUAAUAUAAAUUCAUAGAAUGCUUCUAUUCAUUAAUAAUAAUCCAGCUAAACAAUAAAUCACUACUUCCGUCUAGGUAAUUUAAUUAACAAAUAUCGAAUAACCUCAUCACUUUGUUUUAUACAAUUUUUCCAUCAGAUAUGUAGAAUCUAAAGAUCGUUGUAAUUUUAACUCUGUAUCCUUAUCUAUUCAACAGUUGACUAACAACUUGUAUAUUGAAAUAACUACAAAAUCAUUAUUUAGUUUUAUCUUCUUUAAAUUCUUCGUAAUUUUUUAAUUUCUGCAUUUAUUAUCCUGUGUUUCUUUUCCAAAACAUAAAAGCUGAGAUGUGAGAUUAUUUUGCUUUUUAUUUUAUCCAUCUCGUUAUUCAUCAGUAGAUUGUUGUAAUUAAAAUAAGUCGUACGUGUAUGCUUUGAUCUUUAUGACUGACAAUCAGUGAGCGUCCUGUUACAACACUUUAUGUGUUAAAUGUGAAUUCCGUAAAUUCACCAUUAAGCUUUUAUCAUUCUAGUGAAUAGCACUUAUUACUACUUCUAUGAAUCUGGUGUUCAUCUUGCUGUGUUAAUGAGGUAUGGCAACUUGGACCGAUGCAUAAUAUGUCUGGUCUUACGUUGUAGCUGACUGACUGAAUAUAACAUUGAAUAUUUAACAUGAUCAUAAUUUAACCAUCAGCUUCAGUGUAUAGACUUAAUGUUACAUAUACUACAACAACAACCUGUAUUUCACUAGUAUGUUAAGGAAAAGAUAAUUUAAAAAUGGUUAAUGACUCCUUGCAAAAUAAAUUACCGAAAAUUGUUUAACGCUUAGUUUUAUUAAAUCUAAUCAAUGCUUUUAUCCAGGAUAACUUAACUUAGCCGUAUUAUUUGGCACGGCAAGGAUAUUUGUACUCUAGUCCUCUUACAUAUGAUAGAAGGAGUUCACAUUAGUUGCGUUACUUGUUACUAGACUCCUACUGUGCGACCAAAUAUCAUAGACUUAAUUAGUCAUGUAACCUGUAGACAAGAUCUUAACUUCUCUAUUACUGCAUGGUGCAUCUUUACACUUGACAGCGAUAGUGCUCCUGCUAGCCCCAUCGUAAAGAAAAUACACUGUACUUACGGAAAACAAGUUAAUUCCUUUAGUAUUAAUAUUUCUCCAAAGAAUUUCAAUACAACAAAUAACUGGUUCAUUGACUAGCUGUUGAUUUUUUUAAAAAAAUUUUAUUCAUAAUUUAAAUGAUGAAGGCAGAAUUAGAAGACCUUCGCUAUUCACAUUACAGAUUCUACAUAAUCCUAGCCAUAAUGUCUGAUUUUUAGUUUGUACGUUAUUACAGUAUACCAGAACUAAAAAUUCACUUGGUAUAAACGCUAACCUAAAUUCCUUUUUAAACUAAUAAGAUAGAAGUAUUCUCUUCAGUCAAGUUGAUGAUAGUGACUUUGAAUAGUUUGAAAUUUCUAACCACACUGUUCUCUACUUCAGACAAUAUUUUUAGUUCAAAUACAAAUACAAAAAUUCGAACUUGUAAAUUACAUUCAGUUGUACAAUGAUCAUUAUCAGUUGGUUCUUUUUGUUUUUCUGAUUUACUAUUUUUUCCACAUGUUCGACCAUCGCUAUGUUAUUCACUACUUUUAUUAUUAAUAUUUAUUUUUCAUUGUUAUCAUACCGUAACUAUAAUCCUGCUUUGUCACUAAGUUAGAAUUCAACUUUAACUGACUGUCUUGUAGAGUGAUAUACGGUCUAAACUUAGUUAUUUCCCACUUCAUACCUCUUAUUCUGAUUCUAUGUUUUAAUUAUUUUUCCUCACCUACUGUGUACUGUUAACAAGUAACUGGAAUUAAAUCUGAAGUCUUCCCAUUACUCUGUAGUAUAUACACAUGUAUAUCGUUCUAAUUUUAAAACCUUGAUAAACUUUCUACAAUCAUACAACAAUUUUCGAGGGCAUUUUCUGUUGACUUUGUGAAACCUGCCGCUUUACAAUGCUCCAAUAUCUUCUAAAGAGAAAUCACUUUGCACUAAAUCUCAUCAAUAGAACUGGGAACUGAAUGAGUUUUUGUUUGUCGAAAAUCUUUUGAUAUAAUUAUAAGUAUGCACGUUAGUACUUUGUAAGCUUUGCCUAAUGUUUAAAAAGUUCAUGUAACUGAGUAAUUAUUGUUUCGUUUAUUUAAACAUUCUACGUUUUUGUUAUUCAUCUACUUAACUAAUAUUCUUUUCAAACUUCUUGUUUUUAAAUAUACAAUAAAAUUGUAUAUUCAUUAUUGUUUGAAUACAUAUUUCAACGUUAUAUAUUCAUGACAAUGUUGUCCUUCCUCAGUAAUAUCAUAAGAUGAUAUCACCAAAUAUUGAACAUACGAAUGGCAAUAUCUCAUCUACCUCUAUGUUUUGUUAGUAAAUUUUUAGAUUCAAUCUUUUUUUUUCUAGUUCAAUAUAAAAUGAAGUGUACAUCAGCUAAUAUCAAGAUUAUUUUGAUUUUCCACACACUCUUACACCAGAUUCCAUCUUGAUUUUGACUGAACUGAUUAACUAUGUGUUAUAAUGAUAAAUAUGUCAGUAAAAUACAUCAAUGUGAAUUAUUAUGGUUAUUACUUUAUAAGUUUUUUUUCUUGUUUCCUAUGAAGAAAGAAUUCAACCAUUCACCGUCUUUCUUUUUGAACAAAAUCAAUUUUAAUAUUUUGCUCUUUUUUAGACCAAUGCUACCACCACAACAGCAACAAUCAUAUUUCAAGUUUGGUUCUACAUUUAUUCAAUUUUCAUUCAUUCAUUUAAGAAGUAAUUAUAAUUGUUUACUCGUAUAUGUGCACUCAUGUUAUGCACCAUCAAUACUAGUGUUGAUGUAUGAAAACCAUCUUCAGUUGUGUGAAUUGUUUUAUUCAUCUAUUCAUUUGUCUGUCUACCGACCACUUGUCUUCAUCAUUUAUUAAUGAAUAACAAAUUUAUGAAGAAAAAAAAAGAUAAUUCUUCGAAGUAUUCGAAUAGCCUACCGUCUAUUGACUCUUCACAUUGUAUUAUGACAUUUAUGUUUCAUUUGUUUGUCUUACAUUAUAUUCACUGUCAUACUGUCCAUUAUUAUUAGUUUCCAAUGGUGUCAAACAUCAUUGUCAAUUUUGUCACAGCUAAAUUAUAUUGAUAAGUAUCUAUGAAAAUGAUCUAUUUACAUUACAUACACAUGUAAGUGUUUCUUCUAUCCUAUAUAUGUGCUUAUCUUCUUCAUUGUUUCAUUAUCUUAUAAUGUUGCAUACAAAAUUGAAAAAAAUAAAAUAAAUUUUUAUUCUUUACUACACAUUUUUGUUGUUUGUCAUUUUGUUUUGUUUCUCGUAAUGUUUUUUUUUUCGGAUUACUAUUUGUCUAUGUGGGAUCUAAUUCAUCUUGAUUUGAGAGGACUAUGUGUCUACCGUAUGUAUUAUCUACAUUUUUUUUGUAAAUUACCUAGCUUUAUUUUCUGUCGGCAUUGUAAUGUAAUCCGAUAAUGUCACUGCGUGUGUUCAAUCGGUUUAUAAUGAUACGCUAGUCGCGCGACACAUUUUCUUGUAGUUGGUUUUUGAUACAUAGGCCAUUUCCACAAUAGUCAAUAAAUUAGUGGAUUUCAUCUUUAUGGAUAACUUGUUUUUCUUUUCAAAUCUGAAAGUUCAUGGGUUUUCAUAUUUUCACUCCCCGUAUACUCAUGUGUUUUUAUGAAGCGUUGUGUUAUACUGUUCUAAAUUUUGUAUAUAAUAGUUCUUUAAAAAUGGUUAAGCCAUUUAUUCAUUUUUCUGAGCGGUGUUUAUGUCCUCAUAUCUUCGAAUAUUUCAUCAGAAAUUAUCUGAAGUAUUAUCAAUUAUCAACUUGUUAACAAAGAAAAGAUGAUAUAUGCAAUGGUUUUCAAACUGUACAGGACACUUUCGAAUAUUUUCAAAACUCCAUUACUAUCAAUCUUAAAAUGCUAAAAAUGCCAUUCAUCCUAGGUUUUUAUAUACUUGAAGUGUAUAGUGUUUUUUGUUACAUAUUCUUGUUUAUAUACCUUAUCUCAAAAAGUUGAAAGUUAAUAUUUUUUCCAGUAUAGUCGCUUGUUUGUCGUAAUUCGGAGGAUGUAUCUUGUUCGUAUUCAUAGUAUUUUGUCCAUAUAGUAAUAAUAAUAUGUCUAUGAGUUAUAACUACCCGGUUACAUUUUUUUAUUAUUUUUAGUCUUAUGUUUUCCUUUAUUAUAUUCUCUUAAUUGUUUUCUUUGAAGGAAAUCCUUCAUCUCUCUCUAGAUUUGCCAGUAGGUUUAUUUUUUUUUAUAAGUUUAGCUGACAAAAUGCAUAUUUCGUUUCUUGUGACACUGCAUUAAAAAAGAAGCAAUAGUGAGUUUUAUAAUCUCAACACGUCUAAGAUAACAUUGGCUCAGCAUAAUAAAUUUCCAACGUUUACAAGUAAAUAUAAUGUCUAAUUUGUAUAUAAUUAUUAAUAAUACAUUAUAUUGUCAAGAGUGAUUACUUUGUUUUACGGAAAUGAAAAUACUUACUUACUUACGCCUGUUACCCCCAAUGGAGCAUAGGCCGCUGACCAGCAUUCUCCAACCCACUCUGUCCUGGGCCUUCUUUUCUAGUUCCAUCCAAUUCUUGUUCAUUUUUCUCAUGUCUAUCUCCAUUUCUCGGCGUAAUGUGUUCUUUGGUCUUCCUCUUUUCCUUUGACCUUCAGGAUUCCAUGUGAGGGCUUGUCUUGUGACGGAGUUGGGUGCUUUCCUCAAUGUGUGUCCUAUCCACUUCCAGCGCUUCUUCCUGAUUUCUUCCUCCACUGGGAUCUGGUUUGUUCUCUCCCACAGUAGGUUGUUGCUAAUAGUGUCCGGC
Schistosoma haematobium is the source of this 12686-nucleotide messenger RNA. RefSeq lists its product as uncharacterized. NCBI's taxonomy places the organism in Eukaryota, Metazoa, Platyhelminthes, Trematoda, Strigeidida, Schistosomatidae. The record is from RefSeq and is a predicted model, not a curated record. Bases 1432 to 2871 code for a protein of 479 amino acids. The transcript has 4 exons.